This is a messenger RNA of Podospora pseudocomata, 867 nucleotides long. RefSeq lists its product as uncharacterized. Bases 1 to 867 code for a protein of 288 amino acids. The transcript has a single exon. The record is from RefSeq and is a predicted model, not a curated record. NCBI's taxonomy places the organism in Eukaryota, Fungi, Ascomycota, Sordariomycetes, Sordariales, Podosporaceae.
AUGAAGCUCACCAUCUCCAACUGCAUCCUCCUCCUCGCCGCGCUCGACGUCCACGCUGCCCAGGCACGAGCCCUGCCGGCAGAGCCUGGCCUGGCUUCCACCCAGCUUUCUGAGAGAGCCUACCGUGGUGGCAACGGUAUUCCAAGCCAGAACGGCGUCUCUCGCGGUAGAUUCGGCGCUAGUCCUGCGAAGAGGGAUGACUCGCCCUUGGACACUAGGACCUACCGUGUAGGUGGUGGUACAAUCCCCGGUCCGAAUGAUGUGUCUCGUGGGAGAUUCGGUUCCAGCCCUGCCAAAAGACAAACAUAUGAGUUGGGAGACCUCAUCGACAUUAUCGACGGCCUCCAACAGCGCCAAGUUGAACGUCGUCAGGCUGAGAGCACCGCCUUUCCCGUCAACGAGGCGCCUCAGCCUGUUGAUACCGCCAUUCCCAUUCCUGAAGCGCCCCCAGUGCCAAUUAGCACCGCUAUCCUCGAUGCUCCUCCGGCACCAGUUCCUACCGCUAUCUUCGAUGCUCCUCCGGCACCAAUCAGUACCGCUAUUCCCGACGCUCCUCCGGCACCGAUCGAUACCGCCAUUCCGAAUGUCCCCUCUGUGGUAAUUGGUACCCAGAUUCCGGUUACUCCGGUUUCGGCGCCGGUUGUGACCGAGGUGCCUGUUUUCCAGGUAGCUGAUGGGUUUAUCACUGCUAUUCGGGCGAGACAGAACACGGCCGUGAACGGUGACAAUGUUGUAAAAGUCGAACAGGCGACUUCCGUUGUUGGGGAGCCGACUGCUGUUGUUGGACAGGCGACUGCUGUUGUUGGGGAGCCGAGUCGGCCGAUCAGGACUGAGUUCGCCAUUGUGGCUAAUGUGAUCUAUGAGUGA